AUGCAUCUUUCCAAACUAUUCACUCUUUCAACAUCAUUAUUCUAUGUGGUUGCGGCGUCCAUAGAUAAUGACGUAUCGAUUCUAGCUAAGGAGGCUGCGCGAGCCAACAAUCAAUCGCUAUUAUGGGGUCCUUAUAAGCCUAACCUCUACUUUGGGGUUGCCCCUCGGAUUCCAAACAGUCUGUCCGCAGGGUUGAUGUGGGCGAAAGUAGAUGAUUACGCCACGGCUCAGUCUAACUUCAGACACACCUGCGAACAGAAUGAAGGCAUGGCGGGUUAUGGAUGGGACGAAUACGAUAUUCGGAAGGGCGGGCGCCAAACAAUCCACGACGCUGGGAACUCCCUGGAUCUGACAAUUGAUUUUAUCAAGGUCCACGGUGGACAGCAUGGAGGCAGCUGGGCUGCCCGAGUAAAAGGUGUCCCUCGGGAUGAUGCACUCCCGGAUCAGCCUACAACAGUCGUCUUCUACAGUGCUCUGGAGGGGCUUGGUAACCUGGGCCUUCACACCCAGUCUGACGACUCGCGUGGUUUUGAGGGAGACGUGAAGCUGGCUGGUUAUACCUCUGAUCUUGGGGACUUCACAAUUGAUGUGACUGAGGGCCCUAGCACCAACGAGUACCCGGAACAUGAACAUCCAAGCUACGAAGACAAACCACUGGACCGUACCUUGGUGUCCAGUUUGACAAUACCCCCGGAGCACACCUGGCAGACGAAAGUGAUUCUGUUUUCGCAGAUGAAGGAGGGUGUAAGCGAAACCAUCGAAAAGUAUGGAGCGGAAAACCCUCCUCCCCCAUCGCAAGUCUUCACCAUCAAGAAUACGCCAGGUGAUGGUAAUGUUCAGCUUGUGCAGAAGGUUUUCAAAGGUGCCUUUGAGUUGAAGCUAAUCAUAUACUUUACAGCCGACCUUCUUACCCAAGAAAUUACAAGUGCUUCGAUAGCUUUUGCUGAGCGCUUCGACAAGAUACUUCCCCCGCAGUCACCCUUUAUUUCCGACAAAUAUACCGAAUUCUCCAAAUCAAUGCUUUCCAAUCUCGUUGGUGGCAUAGGCUACUUCCACGGUACUGACAUUGUUGACCGUUCCGCGGCGCCCGAGUACGAUGAGGAGAAUGAAGGUUUCUGGGAAGAAACGGCGGAAGCAAGGGCUCGGGCUCAACCUGUCCUUGAAGGUCCAAAGGAUCUCUUUACUUGUGUUCCCUCUCGACCUUUCUUCCCCAGAGGCUUUCUCUGGGAUGAGGGUUUUCACCUGAUUCCGGUCGUCGAAUGGGAUACAGAUCUUGCGCUUGAAAUCGUAAAGAGUUGGUUAAGCUUAAUGGACGAGGAUGGGUGGAUUGCUCGGGAGCAAAUCCUGGGCGCUGAGGCGCGCAGCAAAGUUCCACCCGAGUUUACCGUCCAGUACCCUCACUACGCUAACCCUCCAACCCUUUUCAUUGUUCUGGAAGCGUUCCUCGAUAAAUUAGAUGCCAACAAGAAUGUCUCUGUCCAACAAUCUCCUGGAGAUAUCGCAGAGCGUCUCCGUUCUGCCUUUGUGCAACAGCCGGAGUUGGGUGAAGCUUAUAUCCGUUCAAUUUACCCGCUCCUGAAGAGACAUUAUUUCUGGUAUAGAAACACUCAGCGGGGUGACAUUAAGUCCUACGACCGAGAGGCCUUUUCCACCAAGGAGGCGUACCGCUGGCGGGGCCGGUCUGUCCAGCACGUCCUAACAUCUGGGUUGGACGAUUAUCCUCGAGCACAGCCCCCACACCCCGGUGAGCUACACGUGGAUUUGAUCAGUUGGAUGGGGAUGAUGACUCGCUCUCUCCGACGAAUUGCUGAAAGACUGGGGGAGACUGAAGACGCUGAAGAGUUCAGAUACUAUGAAACUGCCAUUGAACGGAAUGUCGACGACCUCCACUGGAACGAACAGGCGCAAACAUACUGUGAUGCGACUAUUGACGAGUAUGAGGAAAGCGUUCAUGUCUGUCACAAGGGAUACAUCUCCAUAUUCCCCUUCCUCACUGGCAUGGUGAGCUCGGGUAGCCCUCGGCUAAAAGCCAUCCUGGACUUGAUCAGCGACCCAGAAGAGCUCUGGAGCGAUUUUGGCAUUCGCAGUUUAAGUAAGAAGGAUGAGUCCUAUGGGACUGCUGAGAAUUAUUGGAGGAGCCCUGUGUGGAUCAACAUCAAUUAUCUGGUGUUUAAGAACCUUUAUGACAUCGCGAUCACUCCUGGUCCACAUCAAGAACAGGCCCGUGAAAUGUACUCCAAGCUGCGGAAGAACGUAGUUGAGAAUGUUUUCAAGGAAUGGAAGACGACCGGGUUUGCUUGGGAACAGUAUAACCCAGAAACAGGCAAGGGACAGCGGACGCAGCAUUUCACUGGGUGGACUAGUAUGGUGGUGAAAAUGAUGUCGAUGCCCGAUCUUCCUGCGACUGAGAGCAAGGGGCAUGAUGAGCUAUAG
Molecule: messenger RNA, 2433 nt
Organism: Aspergillus pseudotamarii
Lineage: Eukaryota; Fungi; Ascomycota; Eurotiomycetes; Eurotiales; Aspergillaceae
Gene: cwh41
Product: mannosyl-oligosaccharide glucosidase
Exons: 6
Coding region: 1-2433 (810 amino acids)
Biological process (GO): oligosaccharide metabolic process; protein N-linked glycosylation
Cellular component (GO): endoplasmic reticulum membrane
Molecular function (GO): Glc3Man9GlcNAc2 oligosaccharide glucosidase activity
Source: RefSeq, a predicted model, not a curated record